This is a messenger RNA of Rattus norvegicus (Norway rat), 1719 nucleotides long. It is a transcript of the gene Mpc1, whose product is annotated as mitochondrial pyruvate carrier 1. NCBI's taxonomy places the organism in Eukaryota, Metazoa, Chordata, Mammalia, Rodentia, Muridae. Gene Ontology annotation, cellular component: mitochondrial inner membrane. Gene Ontology annotation, biological process: pyruvate import into mitochondria. The record is from RefSeq and is a predicted model, not a curated record.
GCAGAUAGAGUACUCAUGCAUAAAAUAAAUAAAUCUUAAAAAAGAAAGAAAGCAAAUAUACAUUGUAAGCUUUCAUUUUUGAAAUAGUUUCUGCCUUAUGUGUGUUUGUUGGUAACAGAGACUGACUGUGUAGACCAAGUUGACUUAUUAUUUAUCGGCUUGUUUGUCCAGUUAGUCAUUUGAGACACGGUUGGUCUUGGCUGGUCUGGACCUUUAUAUGUAGACCAGGCUAGCCUCAAACUGAAAUUCCCCUUCCCUCUGCCUCCCAAAGCCAGGACUAAGUAUGCACUACCAUACCUGGUUCGUUGACUUGAGCUCACCAUCUUUCUGCUGUAGAUGCCAAGAGUGCUUGGAUUUAGAGGCAUAUACCGUCGUACCUAGCACCCUUUGUGUUUUUAGGGAAUGUGUUUAAAUGUAGUUCAAUGAUAAAGUUCUCUGGGUGUUUCUUAGCUUUCAGAAUUCAAAUUAUAUCAUCAUAUAAUUGAAAACUUCUUAUUCUUGAAUUUGCCCUCAUUUAAGUAGGAAACCUUCAGGCUUCUAGAUGGCUUCAGAUCUGUGCCAUUGUCUGUCCCUACUUUGGCAGAAGGCAGGUUAUACCUAGUGGUAGUCAGGGCUGGUAAGCCCCUCUUAGAAUAACUGUACAGGCUUUGAUCACAAUCUGUGCAUGGUAAAGUAGACAUCAAGACCAUCAUACAGUGCAGAGUGGUGGAAAGAGAUUAACGAGAGAGAUAGAAAUAGACCCAGUAGAGAAAGAAAGGAGGAAAGUUGGGCAGUCCUUGCUAUGCCUGAGUCUCAGACCUUACAUUUAAACAUGCUAGCUUACCUUUCAGUGUAGUCUCGUAUCAUGCUAAAUGUACUCCUAAAUUGUUUUUCUUGUAUUGCCCUUUUCCCCACUUCCUGCAGGAUUUUUAAGAUUGCAAAUGUAUUUCACAGCCUGUAUCUGUCACAAUCUAUGGCAGCCAGAAGCACUUCUGGGGCCCAGUUGCCAACUGGGGUCUCCCCAUUGCUGCUAUCAAUGACAUGAAGAAAUCUCCAGAGAUUAUCAGUGGGCGGAUGACUUUCGCCCUCUGUUGCUAUUCUCUGACAUUCAUGAGAUUUGCCUACAAGGUACAACCCCGAAACUGGCUUCUGUUUGCGUGCCAUGUGACAAACGAAGUCGCUCAGCUCAUUCAGGGAGGACGACUUAUCAACUACGAGAUGAGUAAGCGGCCAUCUGCAUAGCAGUGCAAGGACCAGCUCUUGAAAGGGACAGUGCUCCAGCCACUGUUGCGGCCACAGAUCACGUCAGCAUGAAUAGUCGUGCUGAGGGGAAAACACGGAAGACUAUCUUUAAUGACCAUGCCAACAUUAUUGAAUAGCCAAGAAUCCCCAAACCAACUCUCGGCUGCCUUAUCAAUGCUAAACUUUAUUUGUCUUCAUCAGGAGUAGUUCAAAAUAUGCAGCUAAUUUAAUAAUUUUGAAUGAUGUUAUCUAUAGCAAUCUGUAGUAAUAUGUAUAUUAUCUAUUGGGAUUUGUGUAAUAAAAAAUCUAAGGGAACAAAACUUUAUAACUACAAGCACUUAAGUCCUCAAAAUUCUUGACUUUUUCUUUAAUGACUAUAGUAUAACCCUCAGUUGGUCACAUGUCUACACAUAAUUUCCAGUGAUAACAAGUAGCGGUGUUUUCCAUAUGUAAUUCAGAUCUGAACUUAAUGGCAAUAAAUGGUUUAAAUAUUUGCUA